Solanum stenotomum is the source of this 1443-nucleotide messenger RNA. RefSeq names its product GRAS family protein RAM1-like. NCBI's taxonomy places the organism in Eukaryota, Viridiplantae, Streptophyta, Magnoliopsida, Solanales, Solanaceae. The transcript has a single exon. The coding region runs from base 1 to 1443 and encodes 480 amino acids. Gene Ontology annotation, biological process: regulation of DNA-templated transcription. Gene Ontology annotation, molecular function: DNA-binding transcription factor activity; sequence-specific DNA binding. The record is from RefSeq and is a predicted model, not a curated record. Gene Ontology annotation, cellular component: nucleus.
AUGGGAGAUAUUGUAGAUUAUGAGGAAGAGUUCUUGAGUCUUAGACUUGCUAUAGUCAAUGAUUCAUCAUGUUGUAAUCAUAUUAAUAAGAAGAUCAUCAAGAAGAGAAAAAGGAGGGGAUUGAUGAUGAAUUUCAUCAACACUUGGGAUUUAAAUGAAAGUAAUUGUGAAGGAAAAAUAUUAAGUCUUUUAGAGUUGAGAGAAAUGAUGCUAAAAAAUGAUGUAAAGAAAAAAGGUCAUAUUGUGGUUGAAGAUGGAAAAGGUCUACACCUAAUCCAUUCAUUGCUUAUUUCAGCCACAUCAAUUGAUGAAAAUACCAAAUAUUUAGCUAUUGAAAAUCUACAUGAAUUGUACCAAAAUGUUACCUUACUUGGUGAUUCAAUCCAAAGGAUGGCUGCCUAUUUUGCUGAUGGAUUAAUAGCAAGACUAUUAACGCGAAAAUCGCCAUUUUAUGACAUGAUAAUGAAGCCACCAACACAAGAAGAAGAGUUCUUGGCUUUCACUCAAUUCUACAAGGUUUCUCCUUUUUACCAAUUUGCUCAUUUCACAGCUAACCAAGCCAUUCUUGAAGUCUUUGAGAAAGAAUUAGAAUAUAACAAUGGAUUAUUGCAUGUUAUUGACUUUUUUGACAUAUCUUAUGGAUUUCAAUGGCCUUCUCUUAUUCAAUCUCUAUCAGAAAAUGCAACCACAUUGAAUAGAAUCUCUCUCAAAAUCACUGGAUAUGGAAAAACAAUUGAUGAAUUGAGAGAAACUGAGACAAGACUUGUUAGUUUUGCAAAGGGUUUUAGAAAUUUAUCUUUUGAGUUUCAAGGGGUUUUAAGUGGAUCAUAUAAACUUAGUAACCUAACAAAAAGGAAAAAUGAAACAUUAGCUAUAAAUUUGAUGUUUCAUUUGAACUCAUUAAGCACUUAUUCCAAGAUUUCAAAGACAUUGAAAGAAGUACAUGAUCUUUGUCCUUCUAUAGUUACUAUAGUGGAACAAGAAAGAUGUAAAAUCCCUCAAACUUUCAUGCCAAGAUUCAUGGAUUCAUUGCAUUAUUUCGCGGCUAUGUUUGAUUCAUUAGAUGAUUGUUUACCUAUUGAUAGUAUUGAAAGAUUGAGUAUUGAAAAAAACCAUCUUGGGAAAGAGAUCAAGAAUGUGUUGAAUUAUGAUGAAGGUGGCAACAAUAAUAAUUCAUCAAGAUAUGAUGAUAAUGAACAAAUGGAGACAUGUAAAGGGAGAAUGGAAAGCCAUGGAUUUUUAGGAAUUCCAUUGAGUUGUAAGAACAUAAUGCAAGCAAAGUUGCUUAUGAAAAUUAGAAGUUAUUCUAAUUCUACAAUACAAAUUGAUGGAGGAAUAAAUGGAGGGUUUAGGGUUUUUGAAAUUGAGGAUCCAAGAGCCAUUUCUCUAGCAUGGCAAGAUAGGUCUAUUGUAACUGCAUCUGCAUGGCAUUGUGUAUUGUAA